Anopheles nili is the source of this 1293-nucleotide messenger RNA. Its product is annotated as dynein regulatory complex subunit 5. NCBI's taxonomy places the organism in Eukaryota, Metazoa, Arthropoda, Insecta, Diptera, Culicidae. Bases 1 to 1293 code for a protein of 430 amino acids. The transcript has 3 exons. The record is from RefSeq and is a predicted model, not a curated record. Gene Ontology annotation, cellular component: centrosome.
AUGAAGUACCCAAAUACGCUCGACCUCAACACCUACCGGACGUACAUGUGCGCUCGACAUCUGAACCGUGAUAAAACACGCCAACUGGACGCUAUCAAUCUCGAUUGGGACCUGAACGUACCGGAACCGCUGAAAAUACUCUGCCUGCGGGCGAUUGCCGAGAACUGGAUGACGGUACCGUACUUUCCUGAGCUGCCGCUUGCCGAGGAUCGACAGUACCUACUGGAUCUGCUCGAUCUGAAUUUCCCGCUCGAGAACCUGUCCGCUCGAGUGCGGAGCGACGCAUUCUGGAAGCGGGCUUUCCAUCACCGAUGGCGCACAUUCGUGCCGAUUGAGGUCGGAACGAAGCCGUGGAUUAGGAUCUACCUCGAGCAGCAUCUGUCGGAGAUGAUCGAACAUCUGAAGCCCGCCGAUUACGAUCAGGAGGGUAUUAAGAAGAUCGUCGAUCUGUGUUCGCCCUUCGUGCGGGAGUUGCGGAUCGAGCGGUUACAACCGUCACUCUCGGACAACAGCGAUCAUAUUCCGCUGGACGUAGUCCUUGCCAAUCUGCGAGGACUGCAACGCGUCAGUCUGACGUACGACGUCAAGGACGUGGGGCACAACUUCUUCCUUGGGUGUGCCACUAUCACGGAAAUGGACGUGAAGCUGAUGACGCAGGGUCUGGAGCGGUGUGUCGAACUGACGGAGUUCCGCCUGCACAGCAGCAAGUUGGAGCCGACCAUGAUGAAGCGCAUUAGCAUCGCACUUGGGAAGGGAUGUCCGAACCUGCGGACGAUCGCAUUUCCACACUGCCGCUGUGGAGAUAUUGGGCUGCGUGCAUUCUGCGAACCGAUCAAGCCGAACUCGUUUCCCAACAUACAGGAGAUCGUCCUGACUAACAAUUUUUUGUCUCCAGAGAGUGUCCAGGAAUUAACAUGGCGUCUACGGCAUCGUCGCAUCGAACGACUGGAUCUGAGACUCAAUCCUAUUCUCACCGAGGGUGCGAUAUUCAUACUGACCAGCGUGUUCUAUAUGCCGCUCAAAGAACUCAAUCUCAGCUGCUGUUCGAUCGACGAGCAGAUUGAGGAAUAUCUGUUAAUGCUGAUUCGCUUCAACUACACGAUCAAACGAUUGGACAUUUCCUCGAAUCGCCUGUCGCCGGCUAUGGGGGAGCGGUUACUACAGCGUGUCCGUGAAAACAAAACUCUCCAGCAGUUUGAUUUGCGCAACACGGAUAUUUCGUACGACGUGCGAGCUAUCAUCGACGAGGUGAUAUUGGAGAACCGCGAUCCGCACAGCUUACACAGCUGGUAA